Molecule: messenger RNA, 957 nt
Organism: Fonsecaea nubica
Lineage: Eukaryota; Fungi; Ascomycota; Eurotiomycetes; Chaetothyriales; Herpotrichiellaceae
Exons: 3
Coding region: 1-957 (318 amino acids)
Source: RefSeq, a predicted model, not a curated record
AUGUCAUUUGGCAGUCCAACAUGGGAAAAAUGGGUGCUGGAUGAGGAUGAAUCUCUCCCCAUCCUAGAACAUGCAUAUAAAAGCGGCAUAAACACAUGGGAUACGGCCGACUUCUACUCUCAUGGAGAGAGCGAAAGAAUCAUAGGCAAAGCGCUUCGGACGUUCAACAUCCCGCGGCAGAAUGUUACAAUCUUGACAAAGUGCUACUUCGGCGUGAGCCACGAUGGUAGUCAGCUACCUCUGACGGAAUGUACUAUCAAUGACGGGGCCAUGGUGAACCGCGUCGGCCUCAGCCGCAAGCACAUUCUCGAUGCGGUCGAUGCAAGCGUGGAACGCCUAGGCACGUACAUCGACAUCCUCCAGAUUCACAGAUUGGACCGAGACACCGAAAUGGAAGAGAUCAUGAGCGCGCUGAAUGAUGUGGUGCAGUCAGGCAAAGUGAGAUAUAUCGGCGCAAGCAGCAUGGCGGCGUGGGAGUUCCAGCGCAUGCAGAAUAUUGCUGAAAGGCGUGGUUGGCAUCGCUUCAUUAGUAUGCAAAAUUACCUAAACCUGCUUUACCGAGAAGAAGAGCGGGAGAUGAUCCCAUACUGUAAAGCUACGGGCGUGGGAAUCAUUCCUUGGUCUCCGGUGGCUCGGGGUGUGCUUGCACGGCCUUGGAAGUCUGCAAAGACUGUCCGCGAAGAGACUGACGCCUACCUCUCCGCGCUGAUCAGUAAAGAGAACGAAACGGACAAGGCUGUGGUCGAUCGUGUUGAACAGGUGGCAAAGAAAAGAGGUGUUCCAAUGGCAGCAGUGGCAACAGCUUGGGUAUUGAGUAAGGGUGCAAAUCCUAUACUCGGGCUUUCGUCCAAAGAAAGAAUUGACCAGGCCAUUGAAGCAAUGAGUCUGAAGCUUUCUGAUGAGGAAAUUAGCUACUUAGAGGCGCCGUACCAGCCCAAGCACGUCUCCGGGUAUUAA